UCACUCCACUGAUUAAGCUACACAAAAACCUUCAGAGAGAGAGAGAGAGUGCAAUGGAGUCAUUCCCAGUGAUUGAUCUGGAGAAGCUGAAUAGCGAGGAGAGAGGAACCACCAUGGCCAAGAUCAAAGAUGCCUGUGAAAAUUGGGGCUUCUUUGAGUUGGUGAACCAUGGGAUAUCACACCAACUGUUGGACAAUGUGGAGAGGCUGAACAAGGAGCAUUACAAGAAGUGCAUGGAGCAAAAGUUCAAGCAGAUGGUGGCAAGCAAAGGCCUCGAGGCCACUCAGUCCGAGAUCAAUGACACCGACUGGGAGAGCACCUUCCACCUCCGCCAUCUCCCGGUCUCUAACAUCUCCGAAGUCCCCGAUCUCGAAGAAGAUUACCGGAAGGCAAUGAAGCAGUUUGCACUAGAGUUGGAGAAGCUAGCUGAGCUGCUUAUGGACUUGCUCUGUGAGAAUCUAGGCUUGGAAAAAGGUUACUUGAAGAGAGUCUUUUAUGGGUCUAAUGGCCCGACCUUCGGUACCAAGGUGAGCAACUACCCUCCGUGCCCGAAGCCGGACCUCAUCAAGGGGCUCCGGGCCCACACUGACGCCGGCGGCAUCAUCCUCCUCUUCCAGGACGACAAGGUCAGCGGCCUCCAGCUCCUCAAGGACGGCCAGUGGGUCGACGUCCCUCCCAUGCGUCACUCCAUUGUCAUCAACUUGGGCGACCAACUCGAGGUCAUUACGAACGGCAAGUACAAGAGCAUCGAGCACCGGGUGAUCGCGCAGACCGAUGGGAACCGGAUGUCCAUCGCGUCAUUCUACAACCCUGGGAGCGAUGCGAUCAUAUACCCGGCGCCGGAGUUGGUGGACAAAGAAGAGAAGGGCCAAGUGUACCCCAAGUUUGUGUUUGAGGACUACAUGAAGCUCUAUGCAGGGCUCAAGUUCCAGGCCAAGGAGCCGAGGUUUGAGGCCAUGAAGACCAUCGAAUCAUCCAUCAAUUUGGGUCCAAUUGCAACUGUUUGAGCAUAUUCCCUAGUGAAGGAGAACUCAUCUCUUCACUUGAAGAUCAGUAUAAAUAUAUUUAUGUGGGUGUCUGCUUUUUAGGGUCUUGUACUUAAGUUUGCCUGGUCAUAACAUAAACUUAAUAAAGACGUGGCUUCCAUUGUCAUGGGAUGUUACCAAACUCGAUACUUGCGUUCUUCCAUUAUACUCGCAUGGCUUUUGGCAAAAUAGUUUUUCCACUUACGAUCGAUCAAAUGUACGAUCAUCUUAUAAUGAACUUAUUGUGACUAUUUUGAUCCUA
This is a messenger RNA of Syzygium oleosum, 1287 nucleotides long. RefSeq names its product 1-aminocyclopropane-1-carboxylate oxidase. The coding region runs from base 54 to 1007 and encodes 317 amino acids. The record is from RefSeq and is a predicted model, not a curated record. The transcript has 4 exons. Lineage: Eukaryota; Viridiplantae; Streptophyta; Magnoliopsida; Myrtales; Myrtaceae.